Molecule: messenger RNA, 3120 nt
Organism: Menidia menidia (Atlantic silverside)
Lineage: Eukaryota; Metazoa; Chordata; Actinopteri; Atheriniformes; Atherinopsidae
Source: the annotation of a GenBank genome assembly
AUGGACACAUCGAGCGGUUCGGAUUCAUACGACAGGACACGGGGACACAGGCCUCGGGGGCGUGAAUCCCACCGGAGACCUUCCCGGGACAGGGUCAGGAAUGGAGGAAAUGGAAGCGAUGGCCGAGCCGCCGAAAUUUCAGAGAAAAUCAGCACCCUGGCAGACACAUUACAGGACACCAGUAGGAACCUGACCAAAGUGGACAAGAUGCUGGGUCAGUACAGGGAUCACACCGAUGAUCAGGCUGAGGCCAUGGCACUGCUUCGGGAGAAUUUGGAGGAGUCGAUCAGUCAGCUGCAAACACAGAGGCUGAGCAGAACCAAUGGGGUCCGCAGUGCGUCUGCCUCAACGCUGCACACAAGUGACCUGGAAGAUGGCUCAGAAUUAGAGGGCAAGCGCUUCAUUCCUACCUCUCCGCUAAAGGACUACACGAGUACACCACGAAGGAGGAGGAGGUCUCUCUCUGCCAACGUUCGCUUCAGAGACCAUGACCUGGCCGGAGAGGAUAUUCAUGUGUUGCACCAGUCGCUGCGGGACCUGCGCUGCGACCAGCAGAGGCUGUCUGAUGACCUGGACAGGGAGAUCCUUCGGAGAAAUAGGUCUGAUAUUGAUACCAGGCGGGCGAUGGAAAGCCUCACGGACCACAUGACAGCCACCCAAAGACAGGACUCAGUGUCGUCCCGUGUGGGGAGGCGUCUGCAGGAGCUGGAGAGAGAGAUGCACAGCGAGCCAAGGGGCAGAGAGAGAGAGAGGCGGCCGGAGCAGCAGGGAGUCGUGUCUGAUGAGCCGCAGGAGCCUUUUGGGAGGCGCCAAGUUCCAGCUGAUGAGAGAGAGGACGCCAUGACUGCACGGCUGCUGAGAGCGGAGAGGGAGAAAUCCAAGAUGGAGAACGAGCUGGACAGAGCCAGGAGACUGCUGCAGCAGACAGAGGACAGCAGGGACUCCCUUGUUCAGCAGGUGGAGGAUAUGCGCAGCGAGCUGCUGAGGGCGAGGACGGAGAGGACGGGGCCUCAGAGGGCACAGCUGGAGACGUUACACCCCAGCGCUCAGCUGCAUGGGAACCGCCCUGAUCGGGAGGUGGGAAGAGAUCGCUCAGAGCUGGAGAAAGAGGUGGCGGAGCUGCGAGCUCAGCUUCACAGGGCUACGGUCCUCAGUGAGGUCGAGGAGCUGAAGAGGGCUCUGGAGAGUAAGGACAAGGAGGUUCUCCAGCUCAGCUUACAGGUGAAGGAAUUGUCAUCAGACCUCGCAGGGCGGGAGCAGCAGCAGCUCAGAAUGCUGGACCAGCUGAAAGAGAUACAAAGCCGAGGGCAGAUGGAGAGGAGAGAGAUGGAGGCGCUGCUCCAGGAGAGCACGAGGAGCAAAGAUGAGCUGAAGACGAGAGCCCAGGAGGCUGUGCGCCAGUGGAGGGCCAAGUGCAGGAGGCUGGAGAAGGAGCUGGAGGACGAGAGAACCUCCGGCCAGCUUCACACCGACAAGGCCGCGCAGGCAGCCAGGGAACGGGAAGCCUCUCAGGCCCAGCUGAAGGCGCUGAGCCAGCAGACCGAGGCGGCCCGCAGGGAGCUCGCCGAUAUCCUCGGCCGUCUGGCCCAGCGCGAAGAGGAGCUGCACCGCAAGGACGUGGAGCUGUCGGAGACUCAGCAGCGCCUGCUGUCACUGCAGCAGGAGAUGUGGGAGGUGAAGGAGGCCUCGGCCACCCUGGAGCAGGAGACUCAGCGUCAGGCCGCCGCCCAAGCCGCGCUACGAGAGGAGAACCAGAAGUUAGAGGAACGAGCCGCGGCCCACGCCCGUCGCAGCCAGAGGGAUCAGGACGCGCAGGCUGACCUCCAGGCAGCCCUUAAGCAGAUGACCGCGGCUCACGCGCAGCUCUCUCAGCAGCUGGCUGAGGAGGAGGGCACCAGGAAGGACCUGCAGAGGGCCGCAACAGAGCUUAAAGCCAAGGCGUCCGCUCUGCAGGAGGAGCGGGCCGCUCUGGGCCAGCAGCUGCAGCUGGAGAGGGACGUACACCAGAGGGAGCUGGACAGCGUAAAGGCCGCGGCUGAGGACGGCAGGACGAGGAGGGAGCGCGAGCUGCAGGAGAUGCUUAAGCUCUGUCGUCAGGACCGAGACGAAAUAAAGGCACAACUGAGAGAGGUCAAGGAAGAAGCAGCGUCGGACAAGGAGCUCUGCGGGGCACUGCAGAUCAAGCUGGACAGGAUGAAGGACGAGUGUGAUAAGCUAGCAGCACAGCUGAGCUCCAAAGAGGAGGCUCAUUCAAUUCUUCAAAGGAAAUGCCAGCUCCUCAAACAGGAACUGGGAGAAAAAGUCAGAUCAGGGGAGCAGAGGCGGGCGUCGGAGUCGGAGCUCGUCCGGCUGGAGAAGAAGGUGCUGCAGAUGGAGACGGAGCAAGAGGCCAUCCUCACUGCUUUGGGCGAGGAGCUGGACGCAGCGUGCCGAGGCCUGGCGAGGAACAGACAAGACAAACUGCAGGUCAUCUCCCAGAGACCAGGGUUAGUGAAAGAUCCACACCUCUGGCUGGCAGAGACAAAGAGCAAGCUGCGCUGGCUGAGCGAGGAGGUGCGGGACCGCGACUCGAGAGAGCAGCGUCUGAGGAGGCAGUAUCAGCAAACCAAGGAUCAGCUAAAAGCCCUCAGAGAGAGCCAGGGCUCAGAACAGGCGGCCCUGCAGCAGCAGCUGGACCAGCAGGAGAAGCUGCUGCACUCCCUCAGCACCGAAAAGAUAGGGCUGCUGGAGAGGACUCGCAGGAAGGAGGAAGAAAUGAGAAGCCUUCAGGAACGCAUUCUGGAUCUGGAAAUGAACACAAAAGUAGCACUGGAUCAACUGGACUUCAUUCCAGAGAAAAACGUUCUGAUGGAGGACUUUAAAGAUUUAGAGCAAUCUCAGCAGCAGAAGGAGAUGGUGGAGCAGCGCUACACCAAAUACAAGGAGAUGGUGUGGGACCUGCAGCACCAGCUGGACGAGUCCAAACGGAAAAUCCUGGAGUGCAGAGUAAGUGACGAGCACACGGCUUUGUGUUUGGAAAGGCCUCUCCAAACAACAAGCACCGCUGACCUCCUCUGUAAAUCCCUCCACUGUGUCGAAACUGUUGCUGGUUUGAUCAGGAUGGAAGAAACAAAUGAAUAG